UUUCUUCUCUCUUUUGUAUUCAUUACUGAUGUUACAGUACACUCGAUGGAUCCUACUGAUAUUUAUAUUAGAGGUUUGCUGUUUGAAUAGUAACAGGAUUCAAUCCAUACAAGGCAUCACCGACUUUUAUUUGGAAACCAAACCAUAUAAACAGACACGGCUUGUGAUAAAGGCCUUUGACAAUGUCUUUUACUUGCACCUCGAACCAAACACUGAACUCUUCCAUCCUCAAGCCGUCAUCUAUCAAAACGGACAAAAUGUGCCUGUUGAUCGAGACAUUAUUUAUAAGGGACACGUUAUCCAUGCAAAUGAUUCUGAUUAUAUCUGGUCCAAUUAUAAGGAACAACAAGAUUCGCUUGGUUGGGCAAGAUUGAUGAUUUAUAAAAGGCAAUCUUUAAAUCGCAUACUUCCUUUUUU
Molecule: messenger RNA, 417 nt
Organism: Rhizopus microsporus ATCC 52813
Lineage: Eukaryota; Fungi; Mucoromycota; Mucoromycetes; Mucorales; Rhizopodaceae
Exons: 2
Source: RefSeq, a predicted model, not a curated record